Molecule: messenger RNA, 1170 nt
Organism: Malus domestica (apple)
Lineage: Eukaryota; Viridiplantae; Streptophyta; Magnoliopsida; Rosales; Rosaceae
Source: RefSeq, a predicted model, not a curated record
AUGAGAAAUGCACUUGUAAUUGGCUUUCUAAUACUUUGCAUUGCUUCGUCCAAUUUUAGUAUUGGGCGUGGCCUGACAACUUUUAAUGUGCUUGACUACGGUGCUCUUGGUGAUGGCAAAACUGAUGAUUCGAAAGUAACUUUCUUGAAAGCAUGGAAUGUUUCAUGCGUACAAACGCAAGGGAUAUCAUCAACACUUGAAAUACCAGCGAAUAAAACAUUCCUUUUACAACCUACCAAAUUCUCAGGCCCUUGCAAAUCUAGCUCUGUCCAUGUCCAGAUUUUGGGAAAAAUUGUGGCACCUAGCAAUCUGGAUGCAUGGAAAGAGUGCGGCAGCGAAUCAUGGCUAACAUUUUUAAAAGUGACCAACCUCAUCAUCAAUGGAACCGGAGAAAUCAAUGGGCAGGGUUCGCCAUGGUGGAGCAACGCUCUGCACUGUAACCAAUGUGACAAUCUUCAAUUGAGUGGACUUACACACCGUGACAGUCCAAAGGUACAUAGUAUUAACAAGUGCAAACAUAUUACUAUCUCUAAUCUUCAUAUUAUUGCACCGGAAAAUAGUCCCAACACAGAUGGAAUUGACAUCUCUGUGUCAUGCUAUGUCAAUAUUCAUGACUCCGUAGUUGGAACCCGUGAUGAUUGUAUUACAAUUAUUAAUGGCUCGUCUUAUAUAAAUAUCACCAACAUUGCAUGCGGACCAGGUCAUGGAAUUAGUGUGGGAAGUUUAGGUGAACAUGGAGCUUACGACACAGCAGAAGCGAUUCAUGUAAGAAAUUGUACUUUUAAUGGCACACAAAAUGGAGCUAGAAUUAAGACAUGGCAGGGCGGUUAUGGAUAUGCGAAGAAUAUAUCUUUUAAGCAAAUCAAACUAGUAGCAGCCAAAAAUCCGAUUAUCAUUGACCAACAUUAUUGUAAUGGUGGACAUGAUUGCAAAAAUUACACUUCGGCAGUUAGUGAGACUGAUGUCUCAUACAGUGAUUUUCAAAGAACUUCUGAAACUGAAGAAGCCAUUAAAUUUGAUUGCUCUGAGCCUCCAGGUUGUAUUAAUAUUGUUAUGGACCAAAUUAACAAUACUUCUGCAGUUGCUGGGAAGGAGGUUCAUGCCUUUUGCAUCAAUGUGAAUGGAACCUCCAAUGCAACUGUUCCUGUUGUCCCUUGUCUGAAAAAAUAA